GAUAUAUCAAAGAAACCAAAAACCAAAAUAAACGAAAUAGCGAAAAUGAGCGAAAAUGUGAUUGCUGCCCCGCUUAGUCGAAUCCCAGGCACCAGCCAGUUAAAGGAACAGCACAGCAAGGAUCUGAAGACCCUUUCCUACGUGCAGCUAUUGGAAAUCAAGGACAGACAGUCGCAUUUCCUCUUAAACAAAAAGAGGCUGCUGCACUUGCCGGACAAGGGAAAGCGCCUCCAGGAAUCAUACGACAAACUGCUGGAGGAGAUCAGGCGACGAGAUGAAGUGGAGGAGGCAACUCGAAUGCUCAGCGGUCUUAACAUUGUGGAGAAGGGAAAGAUCGCCCUAAAUAAUCUGGAAUGGAAUGGCAGGAGCACGGACGAAGGCGCUCAUGUGGAUGACAUACUGGACAGCGAUGACGAGGUGGAGAUGGAUCCCCUGAAGAUCAUAGCCCAGGGAACAAUGCACGAGAAGCAGGUCAAGGUGAUUCCCCCACCGGCGAGUCUCAUUACGGCCGAGGAUCUGGCGGAGAUUGAAAACUUCAAGAAGCCAGCCGACUCUCCAGAUUCCGCUUUGGCGGGACACAGUGAUACCAGUUCCCUGCCUGCCGAGAUCAUAGAGAUAGACGCCAGUCAAGUGGCCGCCAAGCUUAGCAAGGAGCUGCUCCCUGAUCAGCAUGCUCUCUAUCUCAUUGAUAAGACGGAAACCAGUGUGAAUACUUCCAGGGAAAAGUUUAUGCCAUUUCGCACCACCAGGUCCAAUGUCCACGAUCCCGACAAGGAGCGGGUGCGCAAGAAGGGCAAGCACUGGGAGAUAACAGCAGCCACUCCGCCACUUAUCCAGCACAAGGAGGUGCAACUAGUGCCGCUGGCCGAGUCCGCCACCCUGCAAAUGGAUUACAUGCAAAGAGUUAAGGAGGUGCGCAUUCAGCAGGCUGAACAGCGGCUGGCCAGGCAAAAGGAGUCCAGACUGGCAGCAGGACUGAGCCUUCCCGAGGAAUCUAUUCUAAAAACCAAAGCAGCUUUCCUCAACUACCGAGAUCCCCAAGCCAGCUUUCUAAUCGAAGGCAGGCAAAAAGCCAGCGAGGCGAAUGAAGUGCACGAUCCCACAAUUCAAGAUAGAGGAACAGCCACCAGUGGCAUUCACUACACUGUUUUCGAGUAACUAUUUAGUAGAGCAUGCGAUACAAUCCCAU
Messenger RNA from Drosophila subpulchrella, 1189 nucleotides. RefSeq lists its product as uncharacterized. Gene Ontology annotation, cellular component: nucleus. Gene Ontology annotation, biological process: transcription elongation by RNA polymerase II. The coding region runs from base 46 to 1158 and encodes 370 amino acids. The transcript has 3 exons. The record is from RefSeq and is a predicted model, not a curated record. Gene Ontology annotation, molecular function: transcription elongation factor activity. NCBI's taxonomy places the organism in Eukaryota, Metazoa, Arthropoda, Insecta, Diptera, Drosophilidae.